AUGGCAGCCACAUCAGACGAUAAACCAGCUGUCGCUAGUCUCUCGGAUACCGAGAGGGAACUCGACUCGGCCGCACUAGAUAAGUUUGCGGGCUUUGAGGAUCCGGAUGCUGGGUUGAGUGAGGAGGAGAAGGCCAAGAUUGACCGCAAGCUCCUCUGGAAGCUCGAUUUACGGCUUGUACCAUGGUUGAGUCUACUCUACCUCGUCUCCUUUCUCGAUCGUACAAAUAUCGGAAAUGCCAAAAUUGACGGCCUCUCAAAGGAUCUCGGGAUGACGGCCGAUCAAUACAAUGCGACAUUGACCAUUUUCUUCGUGUCAUAUUCCGUCUUUGAGCCGUUGACCAAUAUCCUACUCAAGCGACUGCGACCAAGUAUCUUCAUUCCAUCUAUCAUGCUUGCCUGGGGUAUUUGCAUGACCUGUAUGGGGCUUGUCAAGAACUACUCCGGCCUCAUGGCCGUUCGCUGGUUCCUCGGUCUCAGCGAAGCCGGUCUCUUCCCUGGAGUCGGCUACUUCCUCUCAUGCUGGUACAAGCGCUCCGAGUUCGGUGUGCGAAUGGCCAUCUUCUUCUCCGCUGCUGCACUGGCCGGAUCCUUCGGUGGCUUGCUUGCUGCCGCCAUUGCGAAGAUGGAUGGUGUUGGUGGUAAGCCCGGUUGGGCCUGGAUCUUCAUUUUAGAGGGUCUGGUCACUAUCGUGAUCGGGUUUAUUUCCUUUUGGUGUGUGUAUGAUUUCCCCGAUCAGGCAACGUUCUUGUCACCGGCGGACCGGACCCGAGUGUUGCGCCGGCUUGCGGCCGAUCAGCAGUCUAGCGCGGAACAUGAGGAGUUCAAGAUGUCGUAUUUCUGGGCCAGUGUCAAGGACUGGAAGACUUGGACUGGGGCUAUCAUUUAUAUGGGUGCUGAUGGAUCGCUUUAUGCAUUCUCGCUGUUUGUGCCGACAAUUAUCAAUGAACUAGUGAGUUACAGCUCAAUCCGCGCUCAGCUGCUUAGUGUGCCGCCAUAUGCUGCCGCUGCCAUCUUGACCAUUUCGAUUGGAUUUAUUGCGGAUCGCACACGCCAGCGUGGUAUCUGCAACAUCGCCGUCUCCCUCCUCGGCAUGGUCGGGUUUGGCAUGCUCUUGGGAUGCGAGUCUCCCGGCGCACGAUAUGCAGGCGUUUUCCUCGGCGCCAUGGGUAUUUAUCCAGCCAUUGCAAACACCAUCUCCUGGUCAAGUAACAACAUCGAAGGUGUCUACAAGCGUGGUGUCUCCCUGGGCUUUAUUAUCGGAUGGGGUAAUCUCAACGGAAUUGUCUCGUCCAAUAUCUACCGCGAGAAAGAUAAGCCCCGCUUCUAUCCUGGUCACGGAGUGGUGCUAGGCUACCUGGUCUUGUUCCUAUUCGGUGGCUCAAUCGUGCAGUAUAUGCUGCUGCGUCGGGAGAACAGCAAGCGCCGUCGCGGCGAACGUGAUCAAUGGAUUGAGGGUUUGGAUCGCAGUCAGAUCGAGUUGCUGGGUGAUAAACGCCCGGAUUUCCUGUACACCCUGUGA
Molecule: messenger RNA, 1521 nt
Organism: Penicillium subrubescens
Lineage: Eukaryota; Fungi; Ascomycota; Eurotiomycetes; Eurotiales; Aspergillaceae
Product: allantoate permease family MFS transporter
Exons: 6
Coding region: 1-1521 (506 amino acids)
Biological process (GO): transmembrane transport
Cellular component (GO): membrane
Molecular function (GO): transmembrane transporter activity
Source: RefSeq, a predicted model, not a curated record